Cherax quadricarinatus is the source of this 3782-nucleotide messenger RNA. NCBI's taxonomy places the organism in Eukaryota, Metazoa, Arthropoda, Malacostraca, Decapoda, Parastacidae. The record is from RefSeq and is a predicted model, not a curated record.
AUUCAUGCUUUUUCUCUACCAGGACGCAGGCAACAAAGGCCACAAGGCAGUCCACAAGGCAGGCCACAAGCUCAACAAGUCGGUGGAUGUAGCUGCGUGUACCUUGUAGAAUGCGCUCCACAUCUUAACGAGAUCCAGCAAAGUUGUGACCUGGGUGGUGGCGUCGCUGGUGUCUGCUGUCCUGUGUCUCCUGCUGCCAUUGGUGCUGCAGGAGCGCGUGUCACCACCAGGGGAACUUUCCCUCCUGCAAGUGUCAGUGCCAGUCUACCAUCUCUGGAGUCCGCCAUGACGAGGCAGUCUUUUACUGCUGGACUCAACUUUGCCAACACUAUUAAUCAGAUCGAGCAAAACCUUAUGCAGAGCUCCAUCGUCCUGCAGAGGUUCUCUCCGGCUGGUCAACAUCUUCGCUUCUUCAUCAUUGACGAUGGAGCGAGGGCAAUGGAUCGCAACGCCAUGGCUAUUAUCGCCGCUUCUAGACAACUAGUAAAUGACUUUAGUUUAACACGGAAUCAAGCAUCAUUUGGCCUGAGGAACAUGCCGGUGAGAGGUACAAGUCUUGAAAGUUUGUGUCCUCAGGUUCCCACCUGCCCCAAUCCCAACUCCAAGUACCGUACUGCUGAUGGAUCUUGCAACAACCUUGCUAACCCCAUCUGGGGCAAGAGCAACACUCCUACCCAAAGGAUCUUACCACCAACUUAUGAAGAUGGAGUGUUUGAGCCUCGCUCCAGAGCAACAGAUGGCUCUCCUCUCCCCGGUGUGCGUCGUGUUAGCAGUAGCGUGUUACCAGACGUAAACCGUCCAGAUCAGUUUUACACCUCGUCUUUCAUGGUGUGGGGACAGUUCAUUGACCAUGAAAUUACCCAUGUUCCCUUCCCUACUAUGGAAAAUGGAGAAGGAAUUCAGUGCUGCCCUAAUGGAACACUGGCACCCCCGGCCAUGCGUCAUCCUAGGUGUUUUCCCAUUGAUCUUACUGGUGACGCCUUCUUUGGACGCCUAGGCAGAACCUGCAUGAACUUCGUCAGAAGUAUGGUCGCCGUGGGCGCUGGCUCAGAAUGUGUUUUUGGCUAUGCCGAGCAGCUGACCCAGAUUACACACUGGAUAGACGGCUCUGCAAUAUACGGCUCCACUGAUGAACAAAUGCGAAACUUAAGAACAUUCAGGAACGGACUCUUGAGGACCUCUGGUAACAACAUUUUGCCCGUUAAUAGUAACCAAGGAGGAAACUGCGAAGCUCAGACACGCGGCGCUCUCUGUCUCUUAGCAGGUUCGUCAUCACUUCCGAGAUUCCACUGUAUUAACUGGAUGUGCACUGUAAACAAACAGCGAGUAAACAUAUAUAAGUCAAUGUCUGUCUCACUUUCAGGAAAGAAUCUUAUGGCAGCCUUCGGUCUGAAUACACUUAGAUCAGGAUUCAGUAGAGAUUAUAACCCCAACAUCAACCCCAACAUGAACAAUGAAUUCUCCACGGCAGCCUUCAGAUUUGGGCACAGCUUGGUGCAAGGAACUCUCCGCUUUAACGGAGACUUGACUAACCAUCUAUUCCAGACUCCCAUGUUUAACUUUGGCUUGGACUUGAUGAGUAUCAACCUUCAACGUGGCCGCGACCACGGCAUCGGCACCUACAACAGUUUCAGAGAGAUCUGUGGUCUGCCGCGCGCCCGUACCUUCAACGACCUCACUGAUCAGAUGAUUCCUGACAAUGUUCAAAAACUGGCCAGAGUUUACAAGAGCGUUGAUGAUAUUGACUUCUUCGUGGGUGGACUCUCCGAGAGGCCUCUCCCUGGCAGUCUCCUGGGCUGGACCUUCCUCUGUGUCGUGGGAGACCAGUUCGCCAGACUCAAGAAGGCAGAUCGAUACUUCUACGACCUCGCAGGACAACCAGGCUCCUUUAACGAAGCUCAGCUGCAACAGAUCCGUCGCUUCUCUUGGGCCAGGCUCAUGUGUGACAACUCCAACAUUAACGCCGUCCAGCCACUCGCUUUCAGGCAGACCAACAACAGAUUUAAUCAACCAGUGCCGUGCAACAAUCCCAUUAUCCCACGACCUGACUGGACACCUUGGCGCGGGGAGAGAGCUGCUGCCUAGUUCUGAUGGGCCUUAGAUCCUGGAUUCUCUGAUGGUUUCUUGCUACCACUUCAUCUAAUAGUUUUUUUUCCUCUCAAGUUUCUUUGGUCCCUUAAUAGAUCUUGGUUUCUCUGAUAGUUCCUUGCUCCUAGCUCUCUUAAUAGCUCCUAGUUCGUCUGAUAGCUCUUGGUUCGUCUGAUUGCUCCUGGUUCCUCUUAUAGUUCAUUGUUCUUAACUCAUCUGAUUGUCCUUGCUCCACUCAUUAUUCCUCUCCUAGUUCCUCCACUGUGUCUUAGCUUCUUUCUCCACUGUUUAUUAUUAUUGCUGUCCUAGUGGCUAACAAACUGUUUAUCCAUAACUCAUUCUUUAAGCGUUGGUACUAAAUGAGUUACAGAGAUCACAAAAACGUUUUUGUCAGACCCUACUGGGUAAAUAAUUCUAUAAAUAUGUAUAUUACAAAAUUGCCAAUAUUUCAGUAUUAUAUAAUACCUUUAAUUGAUGAAACUACAGAUACUGUCAAAAAUCUCACAGAUCUUUAAUAAUGAAGUGAUUUGUCAUCUUUUCUAUUUUUUUUUUUUUUUGACCUGUUUCUUAGGUUUGUAGUUUUGGACUGUCUAAGAAUGUACUAUAGCUGUUCUUGCUUUUGUGUUCUACCUACUGUAGUUGAUCUGAUUGUCUAACACUAGAUUAAAUGAGGUAAUUAGCUAUGUGACUGUAACAUGAACUAGGUACUACAUACAACGACUUUCAGUAUAUAAUAAAUAGAAAAUACUGUAUCUCUGCUGACUAUUUCUUAGUCAAAAUUGUCUCAGCUGGAAUCUUUUUUUUUUUUCAAAUAUACGCCCAACAAAAAAUUGUGAUUUUUAUCUGUGAUUCCCUCACUGUCAUUGACUGCGGGCGAGAGAAGACAGACAACACCUUAAAUUAUUAGGAAUCCCCCGAAAGGGGAUGUCUACUGUGGCUGUGAGUUUACUUUUUUCUUCCUUCACACUGCCAACGCAAUACCUUAAGAACCUUGACUCUGCUCAGCUUCACUUUUUCUAGUUAAAGGCAGGCAUAAAUUGUUAUUGGACAUGUGGGUACUAAUUUGCCAAUUUCGUAUUCAAAACUGUGGAGUAUUUUUUCAGAAAGUCUCUUCUGAAUGGCAUCAAACUUCAAAGUUCGAUGCACCGAAUUUGAGAAAGAUUCUUUACAGUUUUAUGCUGAAUUUAUUAAUAAUGUAGGGCGAAAUGACAGUAGUUUGUUGGAUUAUGUAUUGGUAGAUAAAAAAACUGUUGAGUAGACCUCAGGAUGUACAUGUUUAUAGAGGGGCCACAGAUAUAUCAGAUCACUUUUUAGUUGUAGCUACACUGAGAGUAAAAGGUAGAUGGGAUACAAGGAGAAUAGAAGCAUCAGGGAAGAGAGAGGUGAAGGUUUAUAAACUAAAAGAGGAGGCAGUUAGGGUAAGAUAUAAACAGCUGUUGGAGGAUAGAUGGGCUAAUGAGAGCAUAGGCAAUGGGGUCGAAGAGGUAUGGGGUAGGUUUAAAAUUGUAGUGUUAGAGUGUUCAGCAGAAGUUUGUGGUUACAGGAAAGUGGGUGCGGGAGGGAAGAGGAGCGAUUGGUGGAAUGAUGAUGUGAAGAGAGUAGUAAGGGAGAAAAAGUUAGCAUAUGAGAAGUUUUUACAAAGUAGAAGUGAUGCAAGGAGGAAAGAGUAUAUGGAGAAAAAGAGAGAGGUUAAG